GCGGCCAGAGGUGUCGCCGCCGCAGCUUCAGCACCAGCGGGCGGAGCGGCGGUCGCGCCAGGCAGCUCGGCGGCAUCCGUGCAGCGGCGGCGGCGGCGGCGGCGGCAGGAGCGGCAGCAUGGCCGAACCGGAGGCGGCGGCGACGGCCACGGCCACGGAGCCCCCGGCUGCCCCGGGGCCGGAGGGCGAGGAGAGCUUCGUCCGCUUCGCCCGCAAAGGCGCCCUUCGCCAGAAGAACGUGCACGAGGUCAAGAACCACAAGUUCACCGCCCGCUUCUUCAAGCAGCCCACCUUCUGCAGCCACUGCACCGACUUCAUCUGGGGAUUUGGAAAGCAAGGCUUCCAGUGUCAGGUUUGUUGCUUCGUUGUCCACAAGAGGUGCCAUGAGUUUGUUACCUUCUCCUGCCCGGGGGCCGACAAGGGACCUGCCUCCGACGACCCUCGGAGCAAACACAAGUUCAAAAUCCACACAUAUUCCAGCCCAACCUUCUGCGAUCACUGCGGCUCCUUGUUGUAUGGACUUCUCCACCAGGGGAUGAAAUGUGACACCUGCAUGAUGAAUGUGCACAAGCGUUGUGUGAUGAACGUGCCAAGUCUCUGUGGGACGGACCACACCGAGCGCCGAGGCCGGAUACACAUCAAGGCGGACAUUGAGAACGAGGUCUUGACGGUUAUCGUACGGGAUGCUAAAAACCUUGUUCCGAUGGAUCCCAAUGGCUUGUCAGACCCAUAUGUGAAACUCAAACUCAUACCUGACCCAAAAAGCGAGAGCAAACAGAAGACUAAAACUAUCAAAUGUUCUUUGAACCCUGAGUGGAAUGAGACCUUCCAAUUCCAGUUGAAAGAAUCCGACAAGGGCAGGCGACUGUCGGUGGAGAUCUGGGACUGGGAUCUGACCAGCAGAAAUGACUUUAUGGGAUCUCUGUCCUUUGGCAUUUCAGAGCUGCAGAAAGCCGGAGUGGAUGGCUGGUUUAAGCUCCUGAGCCAGGAAGAGGGAGAAUACUUCAACGUUCCUGUCCCCGCCGAAGGUGAAGAAGGCAAUGAAGAGUUCAGGCAGAAGUUUGAGAGAGCCAGAAUCGGUCCAGGUUCAAAAGUUGCGGAAGAAAAGACAGCCAACACCAUCUCCAAAUUUGACAACAACGGGAACCGUGAUCGCAUGAAACUGUCUGACUUCAACUUCCUGAUGGUUCUGGGGAAAGGCAGCUUCGGAAAGGUGAUGCUUUCGGAAAGGAAAGGAACGGAUGAACUUUAUGCCGUAAAGAUUCUGAAGAAGGACGUGGUCAUCCAAGACGACGAUGUGGAAUGCACCAUGGUGGAGAAGCGAGUGCUGGCCCUGGCCGGAAAGCCCCCCUUCCUCACCCAGCUUCAUUCUUGCUUCCAAACCAUGGAUCGCUUGUAUUUUGUGAUGGAGUAUGUGAACGGUGGUGACCUCAUGUACCAGAUCCAACAGGUCGGGCGAUUCAAGGAGCCCCACGCUGUGUUCUAUGCAGCCGAGAUCGCCGUGGGCCUUUUCUUCCUGCACUGCAAAGGGAUCAUUUAUCGAGACCUGAAACUUGACAAUGUGAUGCUGGACUCCGAGGGCCAUAUCAAAAUUGCUGAUUUUGGCAUGUGCAAAGAGAGUAUCUGGGAUGGAGUCACCACCAAGACUUUCUGUGGCACACCCGACUACAUUGCUCCUGAGAUAAUUGCCUAUCAACCCUAUGGGAAAUCGGUGGACUGGUGGGCCUUCGGCGUCUUGCUCUAUGAGAUGUUGGCGGGGCAGGCACCUUUUGAAGGAGAAGAUGAAGACGAGCUCUUCCAGUCGAUCAUGGAGCACAACGUGGCCUAUCCCAAAUCCAUGAGCAAAGAAGCAGUGGCCAUCUGCAAGGGGCUCAUGACCAAGCAUCCAGCUAAGCGGUUGGGGUGCGGCCCGGAAGGAGAACGAGAUAUCAAGGAGCAUGCCUUUUUCCGAUAUAUUGAUUGGGACAAACUCGAGCAGAAAGAAAUCCAGCCUCCCUUCAAGCCCAAAGCUAAAGACAAGCACGACACUUCCAACUUCGAUAAGGAGUUCACGAGGCAGCCUGUGGAACUCACGCCCACCGACAAACUCUUCAUCAUGAAUUUGGACCAGAAUGAGUUUGCAGGCUUCUCCUACACUAAUCCUGAAUUUGUCAUUCACGUUUAGGCCACCUGGCAAAUAUUCCUACUGUUGUAUUCGUAGGGCUGAACUCCAGGUUGCUGUGUGUGUGUGUGUGUGUGUGUGUGUGUGUGUGUGUGUGUGUGUGUGAAUGUAUGCCUGAACCCACCCCACGCUCUCAUGGUCUUUAGUCUUCCGGGGCUGAUGGUGCACACGAUCCCAGGUAGGAGCCGAGGUGGCUGAUGGUUUUCAGUGUCCUUUCCUCUUUGUAUGCCCAAAUGGUAGAGACACCCCGAUCCACAGAGGGACUCCCACUGGUUCUAGGUAAAGAGCGGCUGGCAUUCUCAGAAUCUCUAGCCAGUGUAUUUCUGUCUGAUUUCAAGACUCUGGCCUCAAAGUAAGAGACUUACUUCUGUCUUUGUAUUUUGCAAUUUUUCUGAACUGAAACCCUGAUUCUUUUUGUGUCCUGGAAUGCUAAGCAUGCUUCAUAGCCUCCACAUGUAUGCUUGCAACUGUGACCCCAUAUUAUUGUUUGGUUGUUGUUCCAAGGUGUCCAAGAAUCCAAAAAAACAACAUGGUGGCCACAACCAUGGGAUCAAAGCCCCCCCCUUUACAUUAUGCACUAUAUUCACACACACACACACACACACACACACCAGACAACCCUGUUGUUCAGGCCAGAAACAAACCUUCCGUUGGUGUAGAGAACUUUGUGUCCUAAAGUUGUUUCUAAAAUGACUGUCUCCCUCUUUAGUGGCUGUGAACACACCUUUAGCACCAAAUUUCCUUCCCACCACUAAUUAAUGCAGUUGAUGGGUUUACUUGUUGUGUAGCUUAGGGCUCUGCUGCUUUGGGGGCAGGAGAAAAAAGCCCAAAAGGAAAAAUAAAUAAUAAGAGGGCAUUUAAAUGUCACUAGGGUAAUUUGCAGUCUUUGGUUAAAUUUGGCUUUUAAAAACAAGCUUUUGUUUAUGUUAUUAUUUAUUUGUUUCAGUUUUGAGGCUGCCCCACUCCACAGUUAGUCUGGGCAGUUUAUAAUGUAAAAAUUAAAACAAACAGAUGUAUAUCAAAGAAAAAAAAUGCAGCUGACCAGAAGACACUAUCUCAACCCCUAGGGCUCAGCCACCAUCCUAGCCCACGAGCUCUUUAACAACUUGCAGCAUCCAAUUUCAAAGGAUGGGAGGGAUCCUGAUCUCCUGGGGGGGGGGGGAAGAUCCUAUUCCACAAGGCUGAAAUGGUCUUAAUCAUUCUGAAAGAAUUAGCCAAAUCCCUCCCACCCACCCACCCCAACUCCUUUGUUGGUGACUUGAGCAUAUGGUAGAAAGUGUGUUCAUUGGAGACGGACAGCACAUUUGGGAUGAUUUUAUCUGAUAUAACCUGAAUCUCGGUUCUGACUAAUUUCUCCAGGCAUCUGAAACUACACAAACUCUUUCCAAGGUCUGCCGUUUUCCACAAUUGGUCACCCCAAACCAUAUGUGUUCUCUCCAAGUGCCGUCUUUAGAAUCUUGCCAGUAUUUGUAUUACUUGGUACCAACAUUCUUCACGGCUGAAAAAUGCCAAUGUGCCCAAAGAGGAAGGCAGGCGUCUCUGAAAAAAAAUAUAUAUUUUAUUUGUGAUGUGUUCAAAUGACAAAUUGCAGGCUGUUUUUCCUAGAGUGCCUUCUUGUUUUGUUUGUUUGUUUGACUGAUGUUGAAGUUCACUUCUGAUGCAAAGGCUUAAUGUUCUGUGUAUGUCAGAAAUAGAUUUCUUGUAAAUAUUCUGGGAAGAUCGUUCUGCUCUGCCUCCUUCCACUAAAGCUAUGGAGAAACAAAGGUUUUUCUUCACCACCUCAGUGAGGGCCAGGGCAAGAGAGAACUUCUGAAGUCGGACAACCUGAUCCCAGGGAAGUUAAGGAGGAGGACUUAUGGGCCACGAGGAUGGCAGGUUGGCCUAGAAGCUGCAGAAAAUUGGACUGGGAUGGCAGCUUCGGUUUUGGGACUCUCCUUUUGCAACCAGUUGCCCUCAAAGACCACACCAUGAGCCCAUCUCCCCAGCACCACUACCCUUUGGCAAUAAUCCAUUGAAGAGAGUAUGGCAUAAUUCACUUGAAUACCUGUAAGAAGAUCUCAGAAUUGGGGGGUGCAGGGAUGAGUGACAGGUGCAGCCCAAAGGGAGGCAAUGCCAGUCCUUGGCAGGCAGAGUCCGCCUUCCUGCUCUUGACAAAAGAGGUGACGGAGCAGCUCCAGCCUCCUGCCUCCACCAGCCCUUCAGAGAUGCUCUUGGGAGAGGAAGGAAACCAGCCGCCAAGGGAACCAGGAAACCGGUCGGGGUUGGCCAGGCUCUGCGGCCACUUCAGCACCCGUGUGAUUUUUUUUUCACAAGUUUCACAUUUUGCCUGAAGCCACCUUGAAUUCUUCUAUGUAGAUAUUCUUGAUUUGGGGAGCAUGUACCAUAUUUUCAAAUAUAUCACUGUGGAGUUAAACGC
Messenger RNA from Pantherophis guttatus, 4577 nucleotides. It is a transcript of the gene PRKCB, whose product is annotated as protein kinase C beta. Gene Ontology annotation, molecular function: ATP binding; zinc ion binding; diacylglycerol-dependent serine/threonine kinase activity. The record is from RefSeq and is a predicted model, not a curated record. Lineage: Eukaryota; Metazoa; Chordata; Lepidosauria; Squamata; Colubridae. Gene Ontology annotation, biological process: protein phosphorylation.